Molecule: messenger RNA, 2496 nt
Organism: Galendromus occidentalis (western predatory mite)
Lineage: Eukaryota; Metazoa; Arthropoda; Arachnida; Mesostigmata; Phytoseiidae
Product: mucin-5AC-like
Exons: 4
Coding region: 1-2496 (831 amino acids)
Source: RefSeq, a predicted model, not a curated record
AUGCUCCCGGUCUAUUUGCUGUGCAUCUUCUCGUGGCUGGGCACCCCCCAGGCGUGCAUGCCCUCCAUGCGGCUGACGAGCUACAUUCCGUCAGUGUACUGGUGGCAAUCGAACGUGACUGCUCUGAACGAAACGCAAGCGCGACGUCAAAACCCGAAACCUCAGAGACAAGAAUCGAACAGCUCCUCUGUGGAAACGACGCUGACAACUUUGACGAGUACACUGACUACAACAAGUGCUCCUCUCAUUCCGCAACUGUUACCGAUCCAACCCAGUGUCGAUACUCACCGCCGCACCGCAUAUUACCGGAUCGUCGGUAACCCGGAAAUUCCGAUGCCCAAACCUGCAUUUGUCGCUCCGUACUACCCCCCACCUGCUCUGAGACCCCCAGUGACGGAAAACCCAAGCAUCCUGUGGAAUAAAGUUCUGGCUUCCAAGCCACAGAUCAAUACUCCAUCCAAAUCUCACGAGCCGAACAACAAGUGGUGGGUUUCUGUGGCCGUCAACGCAACUCAGAGACCCCACUCGACGGCUACCGAGGGGAAGCCCAUGUUCGUGGACGUUCCUUUCGUGACAAACCCAGAUGACGUCGUAUCGGUAAGCACCGUCGACCUCCCUCCACCCGGCCGCGCGGAGGGCGAGGUUCCGACGACCGAGGACGAUUUGAUAAGUGAGUCAAGCGAAGUGAGAAAUAAGCUCCAGCCCACCGAACUGCCCGAUCCAACAUCAGUUUUGUCCACGAACACAAUUGACGUGAGCAAAGAUGUCAACCUGACGAACGUCCGGCUCGUCGAGGUGACGACACGGCGGGAUACCAUCGAGACCCAAACCCUAGCCGGGGACGUGGCGGGAACCGCAGCUGUCGAAGGCUCCGCCACCGAUGGAAUGAGCCAGACGGACGGAUUUCCAGCGCAACAGAGCUCAACGGAAUCGGCGUCGACGGAAAAAAUCGAAUUGGGUGGAAGCACGCUUUAUGCAGCCGUACUUAGCCCGAGUACGGCCAUUGUCGAAAUUUCCCCGAAUCAAUCAAUCGCAACUUCGCUCGGUGAACGACCCGCAGAUCCGAAGACCCUCACGGGCGAUUCAUCAAAUUCAACCGAGUCCGAGGAACCUGUGAUCGAGUCGGAGAGCGCGACGUCCCCCUCGCGGAGUGAGAAGGGAACGAAAUUCCCGAGACCAUUCAACGCUCACGAGGAGAUCAUAACGCAGCACUCGAAAAUCUCGGAUUCAUUUAUUCAGACGAUGCCACCAAACAGUGUCAUCCUCAUUGUUGAGGAUCCGAACGAUAAGGAACAAAUCAUGAAUGUGCUCAACACUACAACAGCAACGUCAACAACAACAGUUGUACCGACGGAGACGUCGACAGCCACGACUAUAACGACAACCGCAACACCGUCGAUUUCAACAACAACGAGUACUGAACCUCCGACAACAACGAGUACUGAGCCCCCGACAACAACGAGUACUGAGCCCCCGACAACAACGAGUACUGAGCCCCCGACAACAACGCAGGCCGAAAGCAGCACUGUGUUGGCCGAAAAGUUUAACUCGCCUCGAGACACGCCUCCCGAAGACGUGACGAACACGACCGAACGUCUCGACGUGCCGACGACGAUCUUGCAAAUCAGUAAUGACACGUAUAGGUUGUCGUCGGAUCUCCUGAACGUGACUCAGAGCGGAGCCGAUGCCGUUACGGAGCAAAUGAUCGCGGGAUCAGCCGCCGCGUCCACUGACGCCACCGUUGCUGUCGAAUCGAGUACGAGCGAAUCGAGCCGGCCCGGUCUCGGCCCGCGCGAAGGCUCCUGGGUCAAAGCGCCCGUCGGCAGCGCGAUCGCUGUCGAUACGGACAUCACGGCUAACAAGGCCUCCACGGUACUCGACGCUUUCCGCGGUUCGAUAAUCGACGUGAGCAGUACGGAAUCGUCGAAGGAAGCUAUCGACGUAUCGGAAUCCCCGUCGAGGGUGAGGAUCGUCAACGAGGAGGACGUUCUCCUCGAAAAAAUCCCGCAUUCGGUCGGAGUGAAGGAGGCGUCCCAGGGUCGGGAGGACGCAAUGCAGAGCGACACCAUCAUCAGCUCGGUGAUGCAAAUAAUCAACGCGUCCGCGGAAUCCGAAGCUCGCCGGAAAGCUUCUGAUCAGACGGUGACGCAAGGUCGCACGCGGAAACUUUCCAAUGCAGACAUUUCGUAUCGGAUCGAUUGGCAGGUGGAACCCGAAACGACCUGGCUGGCAGAGGGCGUUCUGCUCCCUAAUGGUACAUCCGUAAUUGUUCCGAAAGAAGGCAUUCGUGGAGUUCCCGGAGUUCUCCCCUUGCCCCCAGCACCGGUCGGUAUCGCUAUGCAGACUAGUAAAAUCCAGAUGCGACGUCAGCGUUUAAUAGAUGGGAAAAAAAUCCUCGUCGCAACCAUUCCUCAGGAGAAUCCGCAAAAUCCUCCUCUCGUGUACUACUACUGGAAGGAGCCGAGAACACGGCGCUACGUGCUCGUGGACGAAUAA